Desarmillaria tabescens is the source of this 1551-nucleotide messenger RNA. RefSeq lists its product as uncharacterized. Gene Ontology annotation, molecular function: protein binding. The transcript has a single exon. The record is from RefSeq and is a predicted model, not a curated record. Bases 1 to 1551 code for a protein of 516 amino acids. NCBI's taxonomy places the organism in Eukaryota, Fungi, Basidiomycota, Agaricomycetes, Agaricales, Physalacriaceae.
AUGAAAAGUCCUAUACCUAUCUGUUCUAAUUGCGGCGCCGGCUUUGACGUUGAUGCGUCCUACACCGAGUCGCUGAAACAGAAUCUAGAGCUACUGCGAUCCGGAAACGCAUUGUUAUCUGCUGAAGCGGCUCUCUUCCCCGAGUUCAUCAUGCACGCGGAGUUUGACCUCUUUCGGUAUGACCGAGAGAUUCAGUGCCACCUAGAUACGGUUGAGAAGCUGAGGUGUGAUCGCGCUGAAGUCGAAGAGUACAUAAAGCAAAAGAAGUCACUUCUAGCGCCUAUUCGUCGUCUCCCGCCAGAAUUGCUGUGUACCGUUUUCAAGGAGGCGAUAAGGGCGGAAGACCCGACGUCUUCACUGCGAAUCGCCCUGGUAUGCACCUACUGGCGCCGUCUCGCCGUCUCUACCCAUUCAUUAUGGUCCACGAUAAACCUCGACUUACAAUGCCCAUUUUCCAAGUCGUCUCGUGAUAAUCACGGGGCUUGGAUUCCUCUAUACCUCCACCGCUCUCAAGAUGAACCUCUCCAAAUCGACUUCCGGGAUAGUCGACAUAAUGACGUCGACUUGGUUACGUGGCCGUCGCCCGGAUUUAUAUCUGCUCUUUUUGCGGAGGCACGACGCUGGAGAGAAGUUCACAUUUCAUUCAUGCAUUCCCGACCUUUCUUUUUCCUCGGAGAGUUCAUCAAAGAUGUCACAUUCCCUCGACUAGAAUUACUCGAAGUCACAUAUUUCGGUGGAUCGAAUACCAUCAACGCCAUGACCUCCGUUAUUCACCUCGCUCCCAAUCUUCGAACGCUCUCUUUCAAAGGACAUCUUUUAUCCAAUGAUGAGGGAGCGCCUAUGCCUUCGAACAAGAUCCGCACGUUCAAGGCAGACAUGAUUCUCAGUGAUAUUGGACGUUUUGUCUCGACCAUCGCUUCUAUGCCCGAGCUAACCCACGUUACUGUUGGGUGCUUUACAUGCCGCCACGCCGCAGAUCGUCCAGUCGAGGUACUCCAUCUAACCUCAUUGACACUUCUCAUGCACGACUACUCUUACAACAACCUUCAAGCCAUCAUCAAGCCUCUGCUCUUGCCGAAUUUAGCUUCACUGUCUUUGGUACACGAGAAAGAUGGCGUUUCAACAGGGAACCUAUUCAAAUUUUCCCAUCUGGAGCACCUUCUCCGGUCUUGCGCCAAAUCGCUACGCCGGCUUCAUAUCCUAUAUCUCCCUAUGGACGCGAAAGACUUGAUCCUUAUGUUCGAGGCAAUGCCACGGCUUCGCGAGCUUGCUAUUCAUUGGCCCCAGGCGCCUCAAGCUUCAAUCGAAGCAAUCGUUCGAUAUCUAGCUGACACGCGUCCAAUAAACCUACCACACCUCUCGUCUCUUGAGCUGGUGUGGUGUCAGGAUGUUGACGAAGAGCUGAUAAUAGAUAUGGUGGAAGUGCGGAUGGCUUGUACGUCUCUUCGGCGGGUGACUUUGGGUAGGGAUAUGCCCCACACUAAUCUAGGAGACAAGGCGAGGAGACGGAUGCAUCUUCUUGGGCUGGACGCCCGAGAAGAUGGUGACUGA